CCCACAGCUUGCGUUUCUGGCCUCGCUUUGGAAUGCGUAGCUUGCGAGGUAAUGCGUGUGUUCCAGGCCUCUGUCGCGAUGAAUGGCUUGACAGGCGAAGAUGUGGUAUGGCUUCCGGAGGCUCCAUCCACAGAAUGUCCCUGCUUAUAACGCUGACAGCUUUGCUUUUUCAGCUUUGUGCCGGACAGCCGCCGGAGUCUCCUGGCAGGAUCGCUGUGAUAGGUGCUGGCAUUGGGGGUUCCGCAGUCACACAUUUCCUGCAACAGCAGUUUGGUGCCCAGGUGCAGAUUGAUGUAUAUGAGGCAGAUAGAGUUGGGGGUCGUCUGGCAACAACAACAGUGAAUAACCAGCAGUAUGAAUCAGGCAGCCCCGCUAUCCAUUCACUGAAUCUCCACAUGCAAGGCUUUGUCAAGCUUCUCGGUCUUAAGCACAGGAAAGAGGUAGCUGGAAAAAAUGCCAUUUUCAGUGGAGAACAUCUGGUUCUAGAAGAGACAGAUUGGUACCUCCUUAACCUCUUCCGCCUUUGGUGGCAUUAUGGGAUCAGUUUCCUGAGACUGCAGAUGUGGGUGGAAGAAAUCAUGGAAAAAUUUAUGAGGAUUUAUAAAUACCAAGCUCACGAAUACGCCUUCUCUACUAUGGAGGAGCUGCUGCGCUCUCUGGGAGGAGAGCAUUUUGUAAACAUGACCCAGAAGUCUGUGGCAGAAUCUCUGCAAGGGAUUGGUGUGUCGCAGAGAUUUAUUGAUGAAGUUAUAAGUGCGGUUAUAAGAGCUAGCUAUGGACAGUCAGUAUCAAUCCCUGCUCUUGUGGGGGCCAUGUCAUUAGCAGGAACGCCAGGGAACAUGUGGGCUGUAGAAGGAGGUAACAAGUUGGUGUGUUCAGGACUGCUAAAGAUGACAAAAGCUAAUGUGAUCCAUGGAAAGGUGGCAGCCAUAUCACUGCACAACACAGAAAAACGGCCACUGUAUGAGGUACAGUACGAACAAGAGGGCUCGAUGGGUUCAGAAUUCUAUGACCUGGUGAUAAUUGCUGCUCCCUUGCACAAGGCUGGAUACCCAGUCUCUUUUCUGAACUUUCAGCCUCCUAUUCAACAACCUAAUGGCACCUACCAUCGUGUGGUCUCCUCCAUUGUCCAUGGCUACCUGAAUUGCUCCUAUUUUGGUUUCCCAGAUCCAAAGCUUUUCCCUUUUUCCAGUAUCUUGUCAGUGGAGAGCCCAGACUCAACCUUCUACAGCCUAGAGAAUCUUUGCCCAGUCAAUGUGUCUGUUGGUUUCCGCCGCAAACCCCCACAAGAAGCUGCAGUAUGGCGAGUGCUAUCACCUCAUCCUCUAGACAGAAAGGAGCUAAAGACCUUAUUUAAGUCCUACUAUUCUGUGCAGGUUGUAGAAUGGCAGGCAUUUCCAAGUUAUGGAUCCUCACGGUCCUUACCUCGAAUAAUAAUGCAUGAUGGUCUGUAUUACUUAAGUGGAGUAGAGUGGGCUGCCAGCUCUGUGGAGAUGAGUGCUGUGGCUGCUAAGAAUGUGGCCCUCUUAGCCUUUAAUCGGUGGUAUGAGCUCAAUGAGAAAAUAGACCAGCCUGAAUUGAUGCACAAACUGAAAACUGAACUGUAACCUUUUAAUUCCACACACAUUGACAUUUUAUUCUUUGUUAUGCUGCAAACAUUGCACUAAUAAUGGAACCCUGGACAUGAGCGAGCAUGAAACAAAGCCAUUAUUUGCCAUACAAAGAAGGUGAAGAUUUCAGGUGGUCAGUGGGAUUGAAGCUGGAUUGUCCCUAGGAAAACAGCUUGCCUUUUUUUGCACUUAAACAAGAAAGAAAACCUCUAAAGCAGCUAUUUUAAUAUGGUUUGAAGUAAUGUCAUUAAAAUGGCAGGACAUGUGGACAUUCCCAGAUUGGAUCAGUGAACAAAGAAACUAAUGGUGGAGACUGUUACAGAAAUAUUUAUGAAGUUUAGGUGCUAUUUGUAUCUCACAAAAUGUUUCUCAGAUGUCUGACUGCCUAAAGCUGGCCAUACACGCACUGAUAAUAUCGUACGAAACCUCGUUUCGUACGAUAUUCGGUGCAUGUAUGGCAAGUCGGCGAGUCGACCGGUAUCGCAGGAGGCUGCUGAUAUCGGUCGACUCGCCGAUUGGUCAGGUCAAAAGAUUUUGAUCGGGCCAUAGAAGGUGCCUGAGCAAAAUCUGCCGUCAGGGCUGAAUCGGCAGAAGGAGGUAGAAAUCCUAUUGUUUCUACCUCCUUAUCUGCCGUUUCAGCCCUGAAGGUUAGGGGCAGGUCUGAUGAUCGCAGAUCGCCAUGUGUGUGGCCACCUUAAGACAUGUCAUGGGAACACUGCACUUCCUAUAGUUCAGUAUUACCUAUAAUGUAACCACAUGUUGCAACUCGCUGUUUAUGAUCCUCCGCAGAAACAAAUGCUCUUUUAAAUCAUCCCUAAAGAAUUUGACUUUGUCUGUCUUUUUGCAUAAAACCUCUGUGCAUGUUUCUAGGUACCAGGGCCAGACCUAUGGGUAUUCAGCAAAAGCAUCUUCUAAGGGUGCAGCCAUUUUUAGAAAAGUGUGGAGGUGGCAAUUCAAAAAAUAUUUUUAUAGUGGUUUAUUACUCUUUUAUUGUCCAUAUCCAAUUAAAUGUUAACAGCACCACUCAAAAAAGUGAUAUUCCAUCUUUGGCCUUAAAAAUGGGUCUUCCUGUCUGAAACUAUGACUCUUAAUGGGUGAUAUAAGUGCCAAGGGUUCACGGAACAGAGGCACAUGUAAAAGCAGAUGGAGCGUCCCAGCAGGGGACAGCAGUUACAGUGGUAUACACAGCAGCACAAUAUCUGAGCAGCUUAUCAUUAGAACAGUGCCUUGCGAUUCCUAGUCCGUGUCCACUCCAAACAGGAAAAAAGUGUGAGGUGGGGGUGCGUGCUGCUACCCUUGCCUUGGCUGCCAAAUCUCCUUGACCAAGCUCAGUCAGGUGAAUCACUUGAAGAUAAUAAAAUUUCUCCUAAUCUCUUGGAUAUUUAUCUGGCAUCUUCUCUGGUUGUCCUGGAUGCUUACCGGUUACUAUAAGAUGCAAAGAGCCACUUUGAAUAGGAAUACCCCAAUGGACAUGUGCUUAAACACCAAGCAAAAGAAUCUUCUGGCACUCACCCUUUGCUGCAUGCUGCCCCCUAUUGCUCAUUUAUUUGUGCCAGCAAACUUUAUUUCACUGGUGAGGGGGAGUAAAAUACUCGGACCCUGCAGUCCGAAUCCCCACAGCAGCAGGGUGUGCUUGUAGUUACUCUAGUAUUCAGGUAGCCAUGGCUAUAGCUCCUAAAAUGGUAUGUAAUAUCCACUGAAGGUUAUAGCAAGAUCUAUUCUGUUUACCUAAUUGCUUGUGUAACUUUUCUGUUAAUGUUUAGGGUGUAAUGUUCACAGAGUUUUUAUGGUCUGACCCCUUUACAUAGGUACAUUUGAUUGAGAGUAUGCAGAUAUAGGAAAAUAUUGUCAUAGCAAUCCCUCUCUUGUAGUUCCAGGGAUGUCCAAGAUAGUACAUAAGCAUUUCACUCGGACAGGCUUAUACGGGGGCUGGCCACACACUUUGCAGCCCACUGAUUUAGGGGGAAAUAAAAUGUUGCAGUGGAUACAUCUGUCAUACUACCAUGUCUAGAUGUCAUCUCCUGAUUGUAUGAUGUGAUCACGACCCCCUAAAAUCACCUGUACUUUAUGUUUGUAUUCAUAUGAUUGGGAGCUGUCCUACCGGUCUCUUUGGGAAUUAUACUAAAACAAAAUCUCAUCCAAAUAAGAAAAGCAAAACAACUAAUGUCAAGGUCAUAAUAAAUGUAAGAUUGCUUUCUUUUACUUAUUCAUUGAUAAUCGAGGAACUGAGUGACCAAAGCCUCAUAUUCCUCUUGCGUUGAUUUAAUCUUUGGUAAAACCAUAGGAUCCUUUUGCAGAUCUUUUUCUUCUUAUUCCAAGCAGAGUCUGGGAAUCAUCAGUGGUUUACAUUUCCUGUUUUAUCCAUUCAUUUAAACACCGGAACAAAUGCAGGAAUAUACUUCGCAGGAAUAUACGUCGCUGCCAACAGGCUUAGCACAAAAAAACAAAUUCAAUAGUAAAACUAAAUGUUAAACAUGCAGUGCUGUCUUCUGUUUUUCAUGACUCCAGUUGGACAGAUCAAGCUAGGUACCACAAACCCAGUACUUUUUGAUUGUUAACAUGUAAGAUCAGAAAGGGCUGAAAUACUGUGGUAAAUUUUGUACGCUUUAUAACUGAAAUAAUACAUUCUGAAAUUGCUGAAUUAAUAGCAAACACCCAUGCUGUAAGAUACACCUCCCUGUAGCCAAACUAAAUGUAAGCUUUGGCUGGGUACAGUUAAUGCCAAUCUGCCUGUUGCAGUAUCAGCCAUUCAGCCAUAGAUCCAAGAAUAAUCUAGAACAGCAAAGUGUUCACCCCAAACCUUACUGUAACUGACCUUCUAAUUGGACCUUUAAGGGGUAUUUAGGAGAGCACUUAGGUAACAUCCCAAAAUGUAACUGUAACUGACUUUCAGGAUUAGCGCCCCUGUUACUUCUGCAGUUUGCUACUGCCCAGAUAGCAGAGCGUUGCCUAAAAUAAUUAUUCCAAAAAGAGAUACUACAGUCCUUUUCUGGGCCUGACACACGAGGUAUAGACCCUUCUACGCCAUGUGUGUAUGUAUAAUAUUCCCCACCCCAACUCUGACUAAACCAGCUGUGAUGUGCUGUGUGCUUUGUGACACUUACCAACAGAUCUUUGGCAUUGUGCAAUGUUCUACGCUGAGAAAUAUCUGCCACUUCUGAAGGAGCACAGAUAUCUCUGCGCCGUGACCAUUGUGCAUUGUGCCUGCAGAGAGUGCACCUCUAACUUCUGGGAAUAUGUGCAUGCCUCCUAAAGGACAAGGAAACCCAUAACAAGUCUGUCUUUUUGUUAACUUGUCUUUACAAUGCUCUUAUAGCACUUAUAGUUUCUACUGAGCUCACUGUCCUACUUUUUAUUGUGUAGUUUUCAAGACCUAUUCAUUCCACUAGGAUGAUUUCAGCGGAUUCAUCCAAUUCUUCCCUCCCAGUGGCCGUGGCCAAGUUUAUGCCUAGCCGAGUCUUGCCUCAGCCUGCACGUGCUCCUGAAAAUACCCAUUUUCUAUCAUUCAAAGAUGACACAGAAGGGAUAUUUCACAUUAGCUAACUAAAUGCUACCAAAGUGUGCAGAUACCUUACAAAGAUGGCGGAGGUGUGUUGAUUGCUGUGAUGCCUAAUUGAAUCAUGAUUUACUGCUGUAGAUAAGAACAUUUGGAAAAAUGGGCCUAGCAAUUUGAUAUACCACAAAGAUCUUUUAUUUAGUGUUGGUAACUUUCAUUCUCCUUGAAGUGGAAAACAAGACAUAAAAUGACAGUCCAUAGAAGUGCUUUUUACCUGCAUAUUAAAGGACAAAUAAUGUCAAA
Messenger RNA from Xenopus tropicalis (tropical clawed frog), 5409 nucleotides. RefSeq names its product prenylcysteine oxidase 1 like (gene pcyox1l). Gene Ontology annotation, biological process: prenylcysteine catabolic process. Gene Ontology annotation, molecular function: oxidoreductase activity, acting on a sulfur group of donors, oxygen as acceptor; prenylcysteine oxidase activity. Bases 33 to 1607 code for a protein of 524 amino acids. The transcript has 6 exons. The record is from RefSeq and is a predicted model, not a curated record. Lineage: Eukaryota; Metazoa; Chordata; Amphibia; Anura; Pipidae.